UCCCGCCCCGCCAUGGCCGCUCUCGGCGCGGGGCUGCGGCGGCGCCGUUGGGGGGGCAGCGCGGAGCCCCCGCCGCGGGCCGGGCCGGGGGGCGGUGGCGGCGGGCAGGGGGGGACCCUGCCCACGGGCACCUUCUGGCUGACCCGCAUCGUGCUGCUGCGAGCCACAGCCCUGCUGUACUUUGUGGCCUUCCUGGUGGCGUAUCAUCAAAACAAGCAGCUGAUUGGAGAGAAGGGGCUGCUCCCUUGUAAACUGUACCUGCAGAAUGUCAAGAGGUAUUUCAAAGGGAAGAUAAACCUGGAUGCUCUGAGCUAUGCACCAACAAUCAUCUGGUUUCUGGACUGGUCAGACAUGGACACCACCUUGGACUAUCUCUCCCUGUUUGGCCUGGCAACUUCAGCUUUUGUGUUGAUAACUGGAUGCGCAAACAUGGUCCUCAUGGCUGUCCUGUGGGUCCUCUACCUCUCGUUGGUCAACGUCGGCCAGAUCUGGUAUUCCUUUGGAUGGGAAUCACAGCUCCUGGAAACAGGGUUCCUGGGGAUCUUCCUCUGCCCGCUCUGGACCCUCUCCCGCCUGCCGCAACACUGUCCUCCUUCCAACAUCGUCAUCUGGGGCUUUCGGUGGCUGAUUUUCAGGAUCAUGCUCGGAGCGGGGCUGAUUAAAAUCCGAGGAGAUCGCUGCUGGAGAGAGCUAACCUGCAUGGAUUACCACUACGAGACACAGCCCGUGCCCAACCCCAUCGCCUACUUCAUGCAUCGCUCACCAUGGUGGUUCCAUCAGUUCGAGACCCUGGUCAAUCACUUCAUUGAGCUGGUGGUGCCGUUCUUUCUCUUCCUGGGGCGGCGGAUGUGCAUCAUACAUGGCCUUUUGCAGAUCCUCUUCCAGGUGCUUCUGAUCAUCAGUGGGAACCUGAGUUUCCUCAACUGGCUGACCAUCGUGCCCAGCAUCGCCUGCUUUGAUGACAUCAGCCUGGGCUUCCUCUUCAGCUCCAGGCCAGGAGGUGUGAAAGAACGGUUGGCACGGAUGCAGCUCAAAGAGGCAGCCAAGGAGAAGCUGCCCCUGGGUUGCUACAUCCGCAAAGUGGUGAACAUCUCCUUUGGCCUCCUGAUUGCCUAUCUCAGCAUCCCGGUUGUCCUAAACCUGCUCAGCUCGAGACAAGUCAUGAACACCUCAUUCACUCCUCUCAGAAUAGUGAACACCUAUGGAGCUUUCGGGAGCAUUACCAAGGAGAGAACAGAAGUCAUCCUUCAGGGGACUUCCAGCCUGGAUCCCAACGACCCCACUGCUAUCUGGGAGGAGUAUGACUUCAAAUGCAAGCCUGGAGACCUGAAGAGGAGGCCUUGCUUUAUAACCCCCUACCACUACCGCCUGGACUGGCUCAUGUGGUUUGCCGCCUUCCAGACCUACGAGCAGAAUGAAUGGAUAAUCCACUUGGCUGGGAAGCUGCUGGCCCAGGAAGAGGAGGCCUUGUCCUUGAUGGCCACCAACCCGUUUGCGGGCAAAACACCUCCACGGUGGAUCCGAGGAGAACACUUCAAGUACAAAUUCAGCCAACCCAGGGGAAAGCACGCCAGUGAGGGCAAGUGGUGGAUUCGGAAGAGAAUUGGCCCUUACUUCCCUCCUGUCAACCUCCGGGGCCUGAAGAAGUUUUAUGAAGACAGGAAUUGGCCCUACCCGGUGCGGGACUGAUGGAGGAAGACAAACAAGGUCAAGAGGGACUGGCUGGGGAAGAGGGGAAGCACUCAGCUCCCCUACAAACUACAUUUUUUCUCUCUCUCUGUAUUUUUUAUUCCUAUCCUUAUUUACACACACUUUAUAGAAAGUUCCCAGCCAACCUGUCCACCUGCUGUUGUGAUCUUGUUUUCCUUAUCUUUCUGUUUCUUCUGUCCAUCCCUUUCACCACAGACAUACUUGAUGAUUGGCUUCUCUGUUUGGAAAUUGUCAGCUCUAGAAUUUGGCCAAAAGAUGAACAAAUACUGCACUUAGUUUUGGGUAGGUGUGAGUGUUGCUUUCCCCAAUCUCUUACUUUGUGUGACAGCUGCAGAGGCAUGAGGGAAGAUUUUGAGGUGGUCUCCUGUAUCAACCAGUGCCGUCCAGUGCCCACAGGUUCUCUGGAGUCUGGCAUCGAGCAGAGCAGCUGGGUUCUGCUCUGCUGCUGGCUCAUGUGGAGGUGAUGCUGGCUUGACAUGGGGCACUGCUUCUCCAUCCCAUCCCAUUCCAUCUCAUCCCAUCCCAUCCCAUCCCCGAGGUCGCUGCCAACGUUACACCAGCCCCAACCAACUCACCGAGCCAUCAAAGCUACUUUAUUCCCAACAUAGCUGUCCCCACGCUGCUCUCAUUGUCACCCUGGGAAGGGCUCGGUCACCUCCUUCUCUCCGCAGGUCAGUCAUCACGCUGAGCUACAUCUCCUGCGCGCUGGGCAUGGUCCAGCUGUCCCAGAGUUCAUCCCUCGGCAGCACAGCAGCAUCCCAGGGUGGGGAAAACACCUUUUCCUGUCCAUCCUUUGUGCUUUGGAGUCUUCCCUCAUCUUGGUCUGUGUUUAAAAUCACCCCAAAUUGUCCCACCGUGUGGGUUAUGCUUGAUGAGACUAAAUCACAGCAAUGGGAGGGAAAUGCGACCAAGCGGAACGUGGAUGGCGUCUGAAACAGCCAGCGACUGGCUGGGGUAGUUUAUAAUAAUCGACCGCUUGUUAGCACAUUCUGCUACACACGUUUCUUGCAGGGAAGAAAAAAGAUCAAAGCAACCUUUGUAAAGCAUACAAAACCUUGUUGUAACGGGCUUGCCUGCAAAAAGCCACAGGUUUGCUGAGAAACCCGAAAUAACUCCUUGCUGGAGCUGCCGUGUGGGCUCUGUGACUCAGCCCUGAGGACAAGCGCAGCCCUGUGCGGCCACCCCGUCCCGUGUCCUAUCGCUGCCGAUGCUCGUGGGGCAGCAGCAGCCGGGUUGGAAAGGCGGCUGGAGUCCACAAGUCUGCCGCCAGCCCCACCACGGUUAAACAGGUCUUGUUUGCACGGGCCCUGGCCUGGCAGCGCAGACACACGGGGCUGCGCCUUCCUGUUUGCUUAACCUGGGAAUUUUAUAACUGGUGCUUUUUGUCGGUGGCCCCGGGGGCUGAAAUCCGCCUGUUUGGGGAGCUGGCAGAGUUUGGUGCCGGAGGUGUCUGACCACCCUGUGGUCAGGAGGAGCUGAGCAUCCCGCAGGCACGGUCCAGCACCGCCGGGAGCGGGCAGGGAGAGGCACAGAAAGGAGUUUGCCAAGCUUUUCCCUCUGGGUUCUUGCAGUGGCAUUCCCUUGCCUCCCUGGAGAGGAAUUCCAGUGGCUUGAACGCUUAGAAUAAUGCAAAGUAAAUUCAUCCCAAGACAUAAGUGAAGAGAGAAGCAUUGGGCUGUGAAGCAGCUCUGUGCUUGGGGCAAGAACCAUUUUCCCCGUGGCCACCAACCUGGUGGGGACCGAUGGGCACCCUGGAGGCAGGGGCAGUGUCUGUGUCCUUGCUCCCAUCCCUGGGUUCGUCUGGCUGAGCCCGUUGCCUCCCGCACAGAUCUGCCAAAAGCAGUGAAUGUGAUUUGGAAAGAAAAACGGCUCCAAGCAGGGAAAAGCAAACCCAGGAGGCAACUGGUGCCGGCAUGGGGCAGCGCGGGCUGUGGAUGUGGGCACUGAAAUGCCGUUGUACACAUUUCUUUUCCCCUCUUUGACUGCGUGUACCAAACAGGCACCACUGAAAGUGUGUUUCUGGAAGGGGAUUAAAGCAAACGACUCCUGCAGGACCAAAGGGGGCUUCACUCCUUUUCUAGUUUUUCUAAGAGUGUUAAAAAGGGCAAACAGCAGCAGCCCUGGCAGGGCAGCCCCAGGCCCCAGCGCCUGCCCUGCUGUGCUCAGCGGGGACACAGCGGCCCCCACGGGGCCACGGUGAUGGACAACGAAUAAGGUGAGUCCCGGGUGUCACAGCACUUAUUCACAUUUCAGGAAGUGCCUGUUGUCGUGUCCAGGUGUCUGAUCACCAUCCCAGGGCUGCAAGAGCACAGCUCGCCCUUCCUUUCUCCAGAGCAUUUGAGGGUCCUUUUGCACGGGGCUCCCUCUGUGUUUGUGGUUGUUUUUCCUGCCCAGCUUCUCCAUCUCUGGUGGAUCCAGCUCGGGAUGGCUGGAGGGAGGAGGAGGACCCUCUACUGGCCUCCUGCCAGGGAGCUGGGAGGGUCUGAGGUCCUGUGGGAUCAGCGGGGCAGAUUCUGUGGGGUCCCGGGAGGUGCUCAGCUUUUCCAGCGAUGUGCCAGCAGGCAGGGAGCAAUGACUGGCAGUCAGCACCCGGCAAAGCGGUGACAGUGGCAAAGAUCCAGAGCUCAUGCCUCAGAGCUGCCACGUUUCUGCAAGACAUUAACACUCUUGGCUGGAGACCGGGAAAGUCCUAUAUGUUACCAGGUUGUGUUCAAACCAAGACAAAUAGUUUAAUUGCAGGGCUUGGAGCAACAUAUAGGGCUCCAAAUUGUAAAUAAUAUUUAUGACUCAAUUGUGUUUUCCUAAAUAUUUGCCGUCUUUGAAAACUGAUGCCCUUCUGUGAACAAUGGAAGGACAUUUUGUACUGAUUACCAUACGGAAGGCGAAGGGCGAACACGAUGAUCCUGCAUCUCACUCCCAUUAUCAUCCUUCCUGGCUUGGCCAACUCACUGAGG
Molecule: messenger RNA, 4664 nt
Organism: Cuculus canorus (common cuckoo)
Lineage: Eukaryota; Metazoa; Chordata; Aves; Cuculiformes; Cuculidae
Gene: LMF1
Product: lipase maturation factor 1
Exons: 11
Coding region: 13-1689 (558 amino acids)
Biological process (GO): protein maturation
Cellular component (GO): endoplasmic reticulum membrane
Source: RefSeq, a predicted model, not a curated record